CCCAAAACGAUGGCUUUCUCGCCAGUCCAGGGCCGAAAGGAAACCACGUUUAAUCGCGUCGUCGAUGAACGUACGAGAAACCUCCAGCGACCGUCCUCGGACUUGGUUAGCGCGAACCAGGUGGAUCCAAAAGCUGACCUUGCUCGCGAGCGCACCUCCGCUACGUUUCCCAGCCGCGAACUCGCUGCCCUAAUGCAAGGUGGAGAAGAAGAGCUCAAGCUUCGCGAGCGCAUCGCCGAUGCUGUGCGCACCGAACCGGUGUUCAGCAAGAAAGGCAAGUACUUCAUGGAGCGUUCGGAGCUGUAUCGCACGACGCUAGAAAAGUACCUCGCGUUGCCACGAUUAGUGCGGAAGAUGGGCGAGAAAUCCCCAAUCGCUGUUGGACGCAUUAUCCGAGAACUUAUCGACGAGCCAGGAGGUCUAGACCUACACCUUGGCAUGUUCAUCCCAACGAUACAAGGGCAAGGUGAUGCAGAGCAACGUAAGUAUUGGUUGCCCAAGUGCGCGCGGCUGCAGUGUGUGGGGACGUACGCCCAGACUGAACUAGGACAUGGAACCUACAUACGAGGUCUUGAAACGACGGCGACAUACGAUGCGGAAAAGGAGGAGUUCAUUAUCCACUCUCCCACGCUGACGUCCACAAAGUGGUGGCCCGGUGGAAUGGGUAAGACAGCAACGCAUGCCAUAGUUAUGGCCCGUCUUCUGACUAAAGGGAAAGACCACGGGCCGCACGCAUUCGUUGUCCAGAUACGCCGCAACGAAGAUCAUCAGGCAAUGCCCGGGGUGGUGGUGGGUGACAUGGGGCCCAAGAUGGGAUACAAUGCCGUUGACAAUGGGUUCUUGCGUUUCGACCACGUGAGAAUAUCACGACGCGCCAUGUUAAUGAAGCACAGCAUUGUUGAGUCAGAUGGAAGUUAUCAACCACCUCCAGUUGCAAAGGCAAGUUACGGAACCAUGGUAUUUGUGCGGAGCGAUAUCGUGAUGAAUGCAGCUCUAUACAUGAAAAAAGCGGUGACUAUCGCGACGCGGUACAAUCUUGUGAGGAGACAGUCGAAUCCGGGUAGUAAAAAUUCCGGACAAGGCACCAGUACACCCGAGUUGGAACUUCAGGUGAUCGAUUACCAACACUCGCAGAGAACAUUGUUUCCGAUCUUAGCCAAGGCUUUUGCUUUCCACUGCACAUCUGACUUUAUGAGGCGGAUGUAUUUUAAGUAUGAAAAGUUGUCAAGGGCAACAGGUGACUUUAGUAGCCUUCCUGAGCUACACGCUACAUCGUCUGGGCUGAAAGCCUAUUGUAGCUGGGCAACAAAAGACGCAAUCGAGUUAUGCCGGUUGAGCUGCGGUGGACAAGGCUUCAUGGCUGUUUCUGGGUUUGGAUCUACCUUUGGGAAUUACGCUCCGAACGCGACAUAUGAGGGAGAUAACAAUGUGCUGUGCUUACAAACGGCUAGGUACUUACUCAAGGUGGCCAGGGCGGCUGCUGAGUUGGCCGCUUGUCGCCGUGGAAUUUCAGGAGCAGAAAGCAGCGAAGUUGCUCCUACACACGCAACGUCAGGCAGUGCGCGCUAUCUCCUAGAGGGCAGCGGCGGUGUCGAGCUUGGCUCGCGUCUAGGGCGAGCCGUCGGUCUCCGACACAUCGGUGAACUGCUGCGAGCCUACGCUCAUGCAUCACGACGUCAAGUGCUCGAGCUUGCAAGACGGGCUGGAACGUCCAAACCUGAUCAUGCUAUCAGUGUUGACAUGGUUGCUUGGAUCAAAGCUGCAAAGGCACACUGCGAGUAUGUUGUCCUCCUCAACUUUGCCGACUCCGUCUCUGAUGUGAAGUCGCGCGUCAGUGCCUCCACUGCGGUAGUUUUAGAUCGACUUGUUGCUCUCCAUGCACUUGCCACCAUGGAAGACCGCAUGGCAGACUUUAUCGAAGAUGGCUACCUGGCUGCCGAGCAAGCUGCAGCAGUUCGAGCCGAAGUUUUGUCUCUGUUGACAGAACUGCGACCAGAUGCCGCUGCCUUGGUUGACUCCUUUGCGCUCGACGACUAUUUUCUGAAUUCAGCAUUGGGGGCUCAUGACGGGGAUGUGUACCAGCGUCUAUUUGAUGAGGUUCAAGAUGCACCGUUCAAUGCGUCGCAUGUUCCACCUGGGUACGCCGAGCUACUGCACGCUCGACUGGUUAAAGGUGCUGUUCGGUCUAAACUAUGAGCGCAACAAAGUGCAUGUUCCGUACAACUAACAACCUAGUAAUCUUUCUUACGAAAUGGUCCUGCCUUCAUGUCC
Micromonas pusilla CCMP1545 is the source of this 2271-nucleotide messenger RNA. RefSeq lists its product as uncharacterized. Gene Ontology annotation, molecular function: FAD binding; fatty acid binding; acyl-CoA oxidase activity. The transcript has 3 exons. Lineage: Eukaryota; Viridiplantae; Chlorophyta; Mamiellophyceae; Mamiellales; Mamiellaceae. The coding region runs from base 10 to 2196 and encodes 728 amino acids. Gene Ontology annotation, biological process: fatty acid beta-oxidation using acyl-CoA oxidase; lipid homeostasis. The record is from RefSeq and is a predicted model, not a curated record. Gene Ontology annotation, cellular component: peroxisome.